Molecule: messenger RNA, 1749 nt
Organism: Megalopta genalis
Lineage: Eukaryota; Metazoa; Arthropoda; Insecta; Hymenoptera; Halictidae
Source: RefSeq, a predicted model, not a curated record
UACGUAAUGAACCGGUUCAAUAACAUUUCAAGUGGCAACAUGAAACGCAUUCAAUCGUAGAUCCCACCAAAAUGCUUUCAUGUUUUCAAUAAAUUCGACGACUUUGCACACCUCCCGCGUAAAAUAUAACGAAAAAUGGAUAGCGAGGACCGUGUAAUGCCAAAUAACCUCGAAUACAAUGAAUCUUUGAUUUCACGGAUUAAAACGCUCCGUUCUGUGCUUCGGGACCUUAAAACAGAUCUGAAGCACGAGAGACUGAAUCUUCAUCAGGAAAUUCAAAUGACGAUACUGCAAAAGUUUGUGAAGUUACCAUAUCACAGGAGGCAGAACUGCUGCCCAGGCAGGCACACACGGAUUCCAUGCAGCCCUGUGAAAUUGUACCAGCCGAUACACUCGUCGAUAGACACGUCGAAGACAGGCCAUCUAGCAUGCCUUGGGACUUGGAUGUAUCAGAGGACAAUCGACGAUCUACAAGACGAGCUGAACUCGUUCGAGCAACGUCUUUCAACGCGAACGCUCGGCUCGUACAGGAGGAAAAUUUACGACCUCGAGGCAAUCUGCUCUGCUGACCUCAACAGAGUAAGGUCCAGGUUCGUCAAAUCCCUGCAGGCUUUCCAGAAUACGAUUCACUCGAUCGAGGAACGCGGCCCAUGGAGAACCAAGCGUCCGGCUUGUCCAUGCUCUACGGAGACCCCGCAGGAGAAUAAUACAAACGGUUUAACGCUAGCGGGACCUAACUCGAGGAACGUCGGAUUCGUUCGAUCGGCGCGGAGGUCCAGGUCUGUCUUUCUUGAGAGUGACGUUCGAGGUACAUGGUGGACACGCAUCUCUUUAAAUCGAUUUAGCGACAGCGAAAUGUACAGCAAAUCCUAUAGAUCGUCAUCUUGCGUCGAAAGUCGACGGAAGAGAAGCAAGGAAUCUGUAGAUAGCUUGAAAGUUAACAAAAGCCUCACGGUAAUCUUCCCCUGCGCAUUCAAAGCGUCGCCUAUACUGUUUUAAUAAGAAAUUGCAUAAAUUUGAUAGUCGAUACUGUAAUUCACAAAGUAAUAUCCCCCAGGUGGUACAUAUUUUUGUUUCAAGUCAAUUAUUAUCGUAAAAUACGUGAAUAGUAAUCGUUGCAACAAUGUUGUAACGUCGAAUCUGGACAGAAAAUGAUGUACAAAGACUAUUCGAUUGUUCAAAAAUAUUCAGCAAAAACAUGAUGCCAAAUAAUCCGUUUGAUAAGGCGAAACAUUUAUAAGUAGACUGUGGAUUUUAUGCACUUAUAGCAAAAAUGAAUAAAUCAAACGCAAAACAGAAUGAACAUUUGAAGAAUUAAAAAAUAUUAUUAUAUCACCUUUAACUGCAUGACCUUCACUUAAUCAACUUGUGAAACUUAUCAAUCUUACAAUUCUUAAGAAACAAAAUAAAUUUCUCAUAUAGUUUCUGUAACUUACAAUUAAUGCAAACAAAUUUAUUUUGCAUAAAAAUUCACAGUUUAUUAUCAUGUCAAAAAUAGAGAAAAUGCUUCAUAAUUCUACAGCAGAAAAUAUCAUCCGUGUGCUUAAAACAUGUUAUUUAAGGAGUUUCGAAUCGAUGUAAUCUGAAAAGCAGCAAACCUACACGAAACAAAAACUGUAGAACGAUAGUUUUUUUUACAAAGAUUUUUAUUUUAUAAUAAAUCGAUGUUGGAGUUUGGCUGUUACAUGUGUGUUCAUUCUUUUAAUAACUAAAAAUGUCAAAUAAUAAAUUAAGAAUUUUCACUCUUAA